GCCACGUUUGCAUAUAUCCUAGCUGUAGUUCUCGCGGAAUGAGAGAGUAUUUUGGCAGGGAUGAGUGAUCAAAGAACAGUAAAAGCAGGAGAAGGUAUGGGUGAAAAGGAACAAGAGGAAUCUCUAUUGGAGUCAAGGAGAAGAUUGCCUUCCAUCAUGAGUUCCGAAUUAAAUGUCCCUGUGGACCCUCCUGCGUCUGCCUGCUGUGCUGAGCCAGCCGUCAAGGGCAUGGACUACCGGGAUUGGGUCCGUCGCAGUUACCUGGAGCUGGUCACAUCCAACCAUCAUUCCGUUCAGGCCCUUUCAUGGCGGAAAUUAUAUCUCAGCAGAGCCAAGUUGAAAGCUUCCAGCCGGACCUCUGCACUGCUGUCUGGAUUUGCCAUGGUGGCCAUGGUGGAAGUCCAGCUUGAGAUGCAGUAUCAAUACCCCCAGAUGUUGCUGAUUGCUUUUAGCGCCUGCACCACCAUUCUAGUUGCCGUCCACCUCUUUGCCCUCCUCAUCAGCACUUGCAUCUUGCCCAACGUGGAAGCGGUGAGUAACAUCCACAACCUGAACUCCAUCAGCGAGUCCCCCCAUGAGCGCAUGCACCCGUACAUCGAGCUGGCGUGGGGCUUCUCCACCGUCCUGGGCAUCCUGCUCUUCCUCGCCGAGGUCGUUCUUCUGUGCUGGAUCAAAUUCCUGCCGGUGGACUCGGUGCUGAAGAACGACACCGCCGUCGUCCAAAAGGCUAGUCAGCACACCGGCUGGCAAGCGGCCCUCAUCUCCACCAUCAUCAUGGUCCCCGUGGGGAUCAUCUUCGUCGUCUUCACCAUCCAUUUCUACCGGUCGCUCGUCCGCCACAAGACGGAGCGCCAUAAUCGGGAGAUAGAAGAGCUUCACAAACUGAAAGUGCAGCUCGAUGGGCAUGACAGGGUGUUGCAGGUGGUGUGAUGCUAGGAGGAUGUUCAUAACAGGAGGCGAUGGAAACAGAUAAGGAACGCCCUAGGAGGCCUACGAUUCCCAGAUGCCAACCCCUUCCUACUUGAUGUUUUUCUGGACAGCCAGCUCCUUCUGGUCCUUCCUACCUAUGGACAGCAUCAUCACGUUGUUAACAUUGAAGGCUUUGCCUACAUCCAUCCAGUGGU
Molecule: messenger RNA, 1124 nt
Organism: Elgaria multicarinata webbii
Lineage: Eukaryota; Metazoa; Chordata; Lepidosauria; Squamata; Anguidae
Gene: ORAI2
Product: ORAI calcium release-activated calcium modulator 2
Exons: 3
Coding region: 61-930 (289 amino acids)
Biological process (GO): store-operated calcium entry
Cellular component (GO): membrane
Molecular function (GO): store-operated calcium channel activity
Source: RefSeq, a predicted model, not a curated record